Solea solea (common sole) is the source of this 2286-nucleotide messenger RNA. RefSeq names its product histidine decarboxylase (gene hdc). Gene Ontology annotation, molecular function: histidine decarboxylase activity; pyridoxal phosphate binding. The record is from RefSeq and is a predicted model, not a curated record. Lineage: Eukaryota; Metazoa; Chordata; Actinopteri; Pleuronectiformes; Soleidae. The transcript has 12 exons. Gene Ontology annotation, biological process: L-histidine catabolic process; histamine biosynthetic process. Bases 135 to 2135 code for a protein of 666 amino acids.
CGUCACCAGUUCUGGGCGUGUUGUUCACAAUAGGGUCUAUAAAGGCCUGUGAUCUCUGCUACUGAGUACACAAAGCAUUACUGCAGCCACAAACUCCCUCAACGAGCUCUCAUCUUUCAAAAAAAUCAAAAAUCAUGCAGGCCGAGGAAUACAAUCGCAGAGGUAAGGAACUGGUGGACUACAUCACGCAGUACCUGACCUCCAUCAGAGAGAGGAGAGUGAUUCCGGAUGUGAAACCGGGCUACAUGAAGGAGCUUCUCCCCGACACUGCGCCUGCAGAGCCCGAGGACUGGGAGAGUAUCUUCAAUGACAUUGAGAAAGUCAUUAUGCCAGGAGUGGUUCACUGGCAGAGUCCACAUAUGCACGCUUACUACCCCAGUCUGACCUCAUGGCCCUCCAUGCUUGGUGACAUGCUGGCUGAUGCCAUCAACUGUGUCGGAUUCACCUGGGCUUCCAGUCCAGCGUGCACAGAGUUGGAAAUGCAUGUGAUGGACUGGUUGUGUAAAGCGCUCGGGCUUCCCCGCUUUUUCCUGCAUCACCAUCCGGACAGCAGAGGUGGAGGCAUACUGCAGAGCACAGUCAGUGAGAGUACGCUUGUUGCUCUGCUGGCGGCCAGGAAAGACAAAAUCUCUCAGCUGCGGGCCGAGCUCGACCAGGACGUGGAUGACUCUAUCCUCAAUGCGAGGCUGGUGGCCUACGCCUCAGAUCAGGCUCACUCUUCAGUUGAGAAGGCGGGACUGAUCUCGCUGGUGAAGAUCAGGUUCCUGCCCACUGAUGAUCAGCUGUCCCUGAGAGGAGACACUUUAAAACAAGCCGUACAGGACGACAGGAGGAUGGGACUGGUGCCAUUCAUGCUGUGUGCAACUCUGGGAACUACAGGCGUGUGUGCCUUUGACAAGCUAUCAGAACUGGGACCAGUGUGUAGUGAAGAAGGACUGUGGCUUCACGUUGACGCCGCUUACGCCGGCUCAGCCUACUUCUGUCCUGAGCUGCGCUGGUCACUGGACGGCAUCAACUACGCUCACUCUUUUGUCUUUAACCCGUCCAAGUGGAUGAUGGUCCAUUUUGACUGCACAGCUUUCUGGGUAAAGGAUAAAUACAAGCUACAGCAAACCUUCAGUGUCGAUCCUGUUUACCUCAGGCAUGAAAACUCACAGGCAGCCACCGACUUUAUGCACUGGCAAAUCCCCCUCAGCCGUCGCUUCCGUUCGCUCAAACUCUGGUUUGUCAUGCGCUCCUUUGGACUGAAGAACCUCCAGGCUCACAUCAGACACGGGAUUGAAAUGGCAAAGCUCUUGGAGUCUCACAUUAGGAGUAACCCAAAUUUUGAGGUUCCUGCCGAGAGACAUCUUGGACUCGUGGUCUUCUGUCUGAGAGGAGGGAAUGCUUUGACCCAGGAGCUGUUGAGGAGACUGACCAGGUCGGGCACCAUGUACCUCAUCCCUGCGGACAUUCACACCAAGCGCGUCAUCCGAUUCACGGUGACGUCACAGUUCACGACCGCAGACGACGUCCUCAGGGACUGGGACGCCAUCUCCAAAACGGCCUCCGCUCUUCUGACCGAGCACCUAAACUCAGGCGAGGAGGAGGAGGAGGUGAGAGGAGCAGAAGCACACCAAGACGAAGGCUUGGACUCUGGGUCAGACGAGAAGGAGGACACCGCGUCCAGGCUGGACAAAGCUCUGGUGGAGCUGUGGAUCGACAAGGCUUGGAAUCGACCCAGGAAAACCAUGCGCUCUCUUAGCUGCAGCUGUGAACCCCUGCCUUACACUUACACUGGGCCGGGCUCCGGCUAUGACUUUGACAGGAGGCCUAAUCUCAAUGCUGCGGCUGCUCUCCCUGCACCAUCACCGACCGAAUCCAGCGCUGAAUUAAAUAUCACAGAAAUGCCUUCAGAUCUUCUGGGUAAACAGGUCCUGAAGAAGCUAACAAAGUUUUACAGCGUGCCCAGUUUCUGCAACCAGUGGGCACAGUGUGGCUGGCCCCAGCUGUGCUGCCCCCUGAACGUUUCACAGGCAGCUCAGAAACACUCGAGCUGUAAAAGAAUUAACUGCAUAUCUUCUCCUCCUACAGACACCAGAGCUCCCUCUUCCACUCCGCUGGAAAGUGCCUCGACACCCAAGCUCCUGCAGUGAACCUGAAAGCAGCGUUGCCUUUGUUGGUGCUAAAGCAGCCAUAGUCACAUCUUGGCCAGUGGAAGAUUGCUAUAAAUCUAUAUCAGUUAAUAAGAUGACUCAUAUAGAAUCAUGUUUUUCAAGUCUUUAUUAAAAUUUCUUUCAAACAACA